Molecule: messenger RNA, 896 nt
Organism: Periophthalmus magnuspinnatus
Lineage: Eukaryota; Metazoa; Chordata; Actinopteri; Gobiiformes; Gobiidae
Product: endonuclease domain-containing 1 protein-like
Exons: 5
Coding region: 54-896 (280 amino acids)
Molecular function (GO): metal ion binding; hydrolase activity; nucleic acid binding
Source: RefSeq, a predicted model, not a curated record
ACAAAACACUUUAUCACAAUGUUUUAGGGAAAAAAGCAGUGUUUCUGUUCAAAAUGGGGACGCUGGUCAGUUUGUGUGCUCUUCUCUCACUCUUCUUGUGUGUCUGCGCAGAUGUGGUAGAGCACUUUGAGGAUGCACCUGGAUGCCUAGAGUUCUUCUACAAAGAGAAAGUGCCAGCAUGGGGAGCUUCUACACCCAAUGCCGCCCGACUCUGCCAGCGCUUUGUCAACAGGUACCACUUUGCCACUCUGUACGACACCAAGCACCGCAUUGCCGUUUACUCUGCCUAUUAUUUCCAACCAAGUAACGGAGGAGGCAGAGAGAAGAGGUGGUUUGUGGAGCCUCAGCUGGUGAACAGUAGUUGGCAGGCUGAGAUGAAGGAUGGGUACUGGCUGGGAAAGGACAACCCUGGGGUGUACCUGGGAGAGAAGCAGGCUCUGAACGAGGACUACACCCACUCUGGGUUUGACAGAGGGCACCUUAACCCCAACGGGCACCACCCAGUGCCGAGCCGUAACGCCACUUUCACUCUGACCAAUGUCAUCCCCCAAAACCCCAAACUGAACCAGAACUCCUGGAGGAUCUACGAGUCCCAGCUGACUGAACUGUUCAAGGACACGUGCUCCAAGGCCUACGUCCUGGUCGGGGCCAUCCCAUCCGCAGAUAACUGGAUCAUCAAAAACAACGUGAAGCGCGUGAACAUCCCUGACCGCAUCUGGAACGCGUGGUGCUGCGUGGACAACUACGGACAGCCAGUACAGAGCGGUGCGGGGGCGGCCAGAAACACGGAGGAGAACUUGGUCGAAAAGAUGUCACUGGAUGAAAUGGGAGGGUACCUGCAGGAGUUUUCAAACGAGCCAGUGGGGGAGCUGUUCUACAACAACUGCAGGCCAUAG